This is a messenger RNA of Gossypium arboreum, 1558 nucleotides long. Its product is annotated as tubulin-folding cofactor B-like. Gene Ontology annotation, biological process: tubulin complex assembly; post-chaperonin tubulin folding pathway. The record is from RefSeq and is a predicted model, not a curated record. Gene Ontology annotation, molecular function: alpha-tubulin binding. The transcript is spliced from 10 exons. Bases 169 to 654 code for a protein of 161 amino acids. Lineage: Eukaryota; Viridiplantae; Streptophyta; Magnoliopsida; Malvales; Malvaceae.
UAUCUUUAAGCCUGUCCUUUUAUUGUUCUCCCUUCCUUUUCUUUGUUUUGUUCCUCAAAAGUUACUGUUUUUUAUAAAUAAUUUCCCUUUAAGCUGAACUGGUUACUUAGUACGUGUAUCUGUAUGUAAUCCUUGGUGCUUUGAAUCCAGAAAAUAUAGGAAAUAUUCAUGGCAUCAUGGCUGCAAAUCGAGAGUCAUGCCUCAGUGCUGCUUCAAGUCACUCACUCCAACCUCAAAAGCUUCGCCGCUGACAUUCGCUUCUCUCUUCAGAUGAGCGUGGAAGCAGUGAAAGAUAAGGUAUGGAAGAAAUGUGGGACUUCGGUAAAUUCAGUGCGGUUAGAGCUAUAUGAUGAUUGUAAAAAUAAACUUUUUGAUUUAAGUGAUGAGUCAAGACCUCUCGGUUUCUAUUCUCCACUAGAUGGGUUCCGAAUACACAUUAUAGAUCUUGAUCCUUCAUCCGUAACUUCGGGAGGGUGGCUUGAAGAUACGUCAUUAGUCGAGAAGUACUCGAUUUCUGAAGAUGAAUACAAUAAACGUUCCGGUACAUUUAGGAAAUUUAAGGAACAAAUGGCAAAUCCAUCAGCAUUCAGGAACAAAAUAAAUGUCAGAUUACUACAUGGAAGACCUCUGCACAAAUAUCAAGGUAGGAGAUAGAUGUGAAGUUGAUCCAGGGGAGAAAAGAGGUGUCGUCAAAUAUGUGGUCAAGCAGAAGCAUUAGGGCCAGGCUUUUGGAUUGGAGUUCAAUAAGAUGAACCGUUGGGAAAACAUGAUGGAAUAGUGAAAGGAACUCGGUAUUUUCAAUGCCCUCCACUUUGCGGUGCAAUGGUUAGGCCUGACAAAGUAAAGGUUGGUGACUAUCCUGAACGAGACCCCUUUGAAGAGGAUGAGAUAUGAUGUGAUUGCGAAAGGAUCUGGAGAGAGGAGAUGCAGCUGGUACCUGGGCAAGGCCAUUAUCCCUGAAGAAGUGGACAAGUAAUGUGCAACCAUACUGCACAAAAUUCCAUUGUUUAACACUACACAUCGCAUAUACUGAGGAGCAGGAGGCAAAGAAAAGAAGCUGGCCUUUGGACCUGAAUCCUGCAUAAAAAAAGGGAUAUGAUGAUCAACAUGGGAUGCUGAUGGAUGGUAUUUACAAGGCCACUGGUUAAGCAAAGCAAAAGCAAAGCUUAGCUUGUACGUGGUGGUGGUGGAAUUGUGGGAGGGAAACAUCUGCAAAGAUGACAAAUACAGGAGGAAGCAAAAUUCUCAAACAAUACCAUUUCAGAUGACAAUCAAAGAUGAUAUCUUCUAUUGUUAGGUAGGUUAAAGGCUUAAAGCUAUCAUAGAAUACUCUACUUACUGUUAUAUAUAGUUUCUACAAUAAUAUAUAUUUAUUUAUCAAGGUAGGAACUCUGCUCUCUUCUCCUCUUCUCAUGCAUUAUCAAAUUUGACCAGACUUCUAAUUUCAAUGUUAUUCGAAAAUAAUAACUUAUAAAAUUAAUAUAACUUGGAAGCCACUAUUUUCAAUUUUAAGUUAUUGUAAUAAUAAUCAUGUUAAUUGAACUGAAUUAGGAUUGAA